CCGUCGCAGACCCUCAACAACACAAUGCCACGCAAUCGGCGACGGAGUGUGAAUGUGCGCGCGACCCAUCUCAGUGAAGUUGACUCAAGUUUGACGCGCCGGUUGCGUGCAGACGAAAAGACAACAGCUCCAAAGGCGCUAUCAACUAUGCAGGAUAUUUCUGGACCGAAUUCACCGCUUUAGGCGUGAUAAGACGCCCGGCGCCUCCGCUCGCAUGUGUGACCAUGACGGGAAGCAUAUUAUACUCAGCCUGCAUUUAGUCCGAGUGUUCUUCAAUCAUCCGAGGAGUUGAAUACGUUUUUGGAUCAGGACAUAACCCGUGUACGUCCAUGAGCGUUUUCGUGCGCGCGCCACGCGUCAACAAGUGGAUGGAAACUUUGUCUUGAUAUGCUUGGAGCGAGUAGUUCUCGGUAACUGUGAAGUGUGGCGAUUGGGGCAGUUAAAUCGUCUAUUUUUUUUUUCUGAGUUUAUUGUCGGCAUGAGUGAGCCAGUAGCUUUCCACAUGUGUAUGGCGCUUUUAUUUUUCCUGAGCGCAGGAGCAGCGGUGAGAGCUCAUGUUUCCAUGGUCAAUGUCAUAAGGGGAAACAUCAGAAGAGAUGAUGUGUACCGAAAGGAGGACAACAUCACGGUUACACCACCAGGGGGAGUCAUCCAUAGCCCACGUUUCCCCAACUCGUAUCCACGCAAUCUGCUGUUGUCAUGGACGCUGGUGUCGCCACCGGGAAGUCGGAUACACCUGGAGUUUGACGGUCACUUUGGCCUGGAGGAGGCGGAGAACAAUGUUUGCAGGUAUGACUUUGUUGAGGUGGAGGACCAAUCACAGACCAGCACUAUCAUUUGGGGUCGUUGGUGUGGACAGAAAGCACCGCCUAGUCUCAACUCCAAAUCUAACAUCCUCAAAAUAACCUUCAAAUCUGAUGAUUACUUUGUUGCAAAGCCGGGAUUUAAAGUCUACUAUUCAUUUCUGGCUGGCACUCCUCUGCCUGCAUCCCAAACCAACUGGGAGGCCGUCACUAUGUCGGAUAGCAGUCCUGUGGGGCCGGUAGCAGUCACAGAGGUUCCUCUCUCAUUAGAUGACCUGGAUCGAACCAUUGCUGCCUUUGACACUGUGGAACAGCUUUUGAGAUCGCUGAACCCAGACACUUGGAAACAGGACCUGGACAGCAUUUACACACAAACACACAUUCAUUAUAGAUCCAGGGCUUAUCAUCUGGCAAGCAGGCACAACAAAGUUGACCUGAAUCGCCUUCACGAUGACGUAAAGCGCUACAGCUGCACCCCUCGCAACUAUUCUGUGAACCUGCGUGAGGAGCUCAGGGCCACCAACGCCGUCUUCUUCCCCCAGUGCUUGCUGGUCAUGCGCUGUGGCGGCAACUGUGGAUGUGGCACUAAUAAUUGGAACAACGGCUGCACGUGUCAGGCCUCGAAAACCACGCUCAAACUACACGAGGUGCUCAAGUACGCCCCAGAGACCUCUCUGUACCAGCGCCACCGCAGGAUAAGGGCGCGCUGGGUCAUCGAUGAGAUCUUCCUCACGCACCACGACAAGUGUGAAUGUGCCUGUCCCUCGCAGCCUCCUCGCUGAGACACUGACCCAAACUAUCUUGAAUUGUUGGACACCUUCUGCCAUUUUGCCAUGAACUUUUUUUAGACAACCAGAUACGCAGUAAAUGCAGAGAAGAAAUGAUUUGACGGAUGAUGCACAGUUUGUGUCAUUUCCUAACAGUAAGCACUUCAGAGGAAUAAUCAUGAAACUCAACUAAUAGUCAAACCGUACUGAACUAUGCAAAUAGGUGUGAUUGCAACAGUUUAGCGGAUCUUCAGAUGUCUUUUCUGCCGCCGGCAAGGGAAGGGCGGAGGUAUUUGAAUCCAAGCUGUCAUUCGAACUUUAAGACUAAAAAAAGCAUGUGGAAUUCCCCUCCCUGCUAAUUUCCCACAAAGCCCGUCUUUGUUUUGCACACAUUCCAGUCUGCAAGAAUUCCAGCAUCCCUUUGUCCUUCACACCCUCUGUAGCGUUCCCUCCCUUUUGUUUCCCCCUCACUGUCUCUUCGAACACACGGAGAACACUUGCACACACACACACACACACACAUCCUCUCCUAUCACUGACUGCCAAACACACGAGAGAUGUCAGCACAGGCUACUGCACUCUGCCCAGUUUUCUGAGCACCCCAGGCAUUCCACCCGCUAAGAGGGAAUUCUGCUAACACCACGCACCUCAGAUAUGAAAAACAUCACAGGCAGAGAGGAAACCAUCUGGCAGAUGUUCGCUACAGCAUUUCUUCAUAAUAUCCACUAUACUGUCGUGUAUGAACAACCGUGGGACACCCCUAUGUUUCAAAGAAUCAUUAAUACAUCAUUUUGGAUCAGGAGGAAGGCCUUUUUCUUUUCCAGCAUAACUGUGCCUCGAUGCACAAAGAAAAAUAAAUCAACACGGAUGAAUGGAUUUGGUUUGGAAGAAUCACUCUUGAGCCCCGACUUCAACCCCAUCACGCACCUUUGGAA
Messenger RNA from Hippocampus comes (tiger tail seahorse), 2505 nucleotides. RefSeq names its product platelet derived growth factor d (gene pdgfd). The coding region runs from base 479 to 1585 and encodes 368 amino acids. Gene Ontology annotation, molecular function: growth factor activity; platelet-derived growth factor receptor binding. Gene Ontology annotation, cellular component: membrane. The transcript has 7 exons. Gene Ontology annotation, biological process: positive regulation of cell population proliferation; positive regulation of protein autophosphorylation; positive regulation of ERK1 and ERK2 cascade. Lineage: Eukaryota; Metazoa; Chordata; Actinopteri; Syngnathiformes; Syngnathidae. The record is from RefSeq and is a predicted model, not a curated record.